This is a messenger RNA of Spea bombifrons (plains spadefoot toad), 1306 nucleotides long. RefSeq names its product T cell leukemia homeobox 1 (gene TLX1). NCBI's taxonomy places the organism in Eukaryota, Metazoa, Chordata, Amphibia, Anura, Pelobatidae. Gene Ontology annotation, cellular component: nucleus. The transcript is spliced from 3 exons. Gene Ontology annotation, biological process: animal organ development; regulation of transcription by RNA polymerase II. The record is from RefSeq and is a predicted model, not a curated record. The coding region runs from base 142 to 1083 and encodes 313 amino acids. Gene Ontology annotation, molecular function: DNA-binding transcription factor activity, RNA polymerase II-specific; RNA polymerase II cis-regulatory region sequence-specific DNA binding.
CCACUGGAGUUCUUCUCCUGGUCUUUUAUCCUCCGAAGGAACUGGGAACAAGUGAAGCGAAUCCAAGCAACAUUCUGUGUGAUUCCUGUAAUCUCCUAACAGAUCACAGCUCUGGGCUGGAGCUCCACCACUGUGACAAGCAUGGAUCACAUUGGGUCUCACCACCAUAUUCACCAGACCCAUGCAGAACCCAUCAGCUUUGGAAUUGACCAGAUCUUGAACAAUCCAGACCAGGGGAGUUGUAUGAUCUCCAGUUCCAGACUCCAAGAUUCGGAUUAUGGAUUAGGAUGCAUUGUGAGCAGCGCUUACAACACAAUGACCGGCAAUUACAGUACCAGCAGCACUGGGGGAUACAGCAACAAUGCCUGCAGCAUGGCCUCAUUGACUGGUUCUUACAAUAUGAGUAAUAUGAGUAUGAACAUGAAUGGGAAUAACCUCAACUCCUCUGGUGUGAUUAGGGUACCAGCUCACAGACCUUUGGCUACCAGUGUUCACCAGCCAAUCUCCACUGGAAUGCCCACAGUGCCCAGUGUAGGGAGUAUGAACAACAUAAACAACUUGACAGGUUUAACCUUCCCCUGGAUGGAAAGUAACAGGAGAUACACCAAGGAUAGAUUCACAGUGGCACUCUCACCCUUCACUAUAACACGCCGUAUAGGUCACCCCUACCAGAACAGGACACCUCCAAAGAAGAAGAAACCCAGGACCUCCUUCACCAGGCUCCAGAUCUGCGAGUUGGAGAAAAGGUUCCACCGGCAGAAGUACCUGGCAUCAGCUGAGAGGGCAGCCCUGGCCAAAGCACUUAAAAUGACAGAUGCCCAGGUGAAGACCUGGUUUCAGAACAGAAGGACGAAAUGGAGGAGGCAGACAGCAGAAGAGAGGGAGGCAGAAAGACAACAAGCCAACAGGAUUCUAAUGCAGCUUCAGCAAGAAGCCUUCCAGAAAUCAAUAAACCAACCCAUGCAGCCAGACCCCAUCUGUAUUCACAAUUCGUCCCUCUUCGCCCUACAGAACCUGCAGCCUUGGUCAGACGAUAGCUCUAAGAUUACCAGUGUUACUUCUGUGGCCUCUGCUUGUGAAUAAACUAAACACACAAAAUGCAAUCUCAAGGAGAAAUGCAGAACAAAAACUGAUUAAUGUGCAAUUUUCAAAUUUAUUUGCAGAAAUACAAAGAAAUAAAAGCGCAAGACCAGGAUUGUUGGAAAAGAACUAAGCUUGAAAGUUUCUACAUGGCCCUAUAAAAGUUUUUCUCCCCCUUAAGAAGAGAGACUGCUGUGUUCUAUGUGCCCCUGAUUCUAUAGCAAAA